GUGGCAUUUGUGUGUGUGUGCGUGUGCAAAAUCAGUGUCUUUGAAAAAAGCAGAAAACUGAUCAAAGAGCCACAAAACUACAAAGUUCCUAUUUUACACAAUUCGUGUCCCGUGUUCAGCAUAAAAGUGGCCAAAAUUCGACGAAAACAGCGCAAGUGUGAUAAAACCAACGUGCCACAGCCGUCUGCAAAACGAACGAAAACAAAAGAGAACAGUGUUGAUAGUACGACAAGCAUUUUAAGCAGUGGCAGCGGCAGCGGUAGCAGCAGCGGCGCCGGCAGUAGAGCCAGCAGCGGCAAUAACAACAACAACAGCAAGCGCGCAUACGCGUCGUUGGGCCGGGGAGCGGCCGACGUUGUACCUGAAGUUCGUUUACUCCCAACAGCAGCAACAACAACAACCACUCGAGCAGCAGCAGCGGCGGCGGCAGCGGCCGCAGCAGCAACAACAAAAGCAGCAACAACCACAGAGGCAGCUGCCGGCCGGUGUCCGGCUAACGAAACUGUUGUUAGCGGUGGGCGGGGCGGUGGGGGUGUCGAAGGCGCACAGCUAACAAAGGGGCCGCUGAAUGCGACGCAUUUGUCGCUACCCGUUUGUUUGCGCACCGUGCAAAAGCUUGCCGCUGAGCUCGACGCGAAAGGCGACGUCAGCGUCAGCGUCAGCAGUGACGUCGACAGCGACGUUAACGUUAACGUCAUGUCGGAAACGGGCUGCCGGCACUAUCAGAGCUACGUAAAGGAGCACAGCUACGAUACCUUUCGUGUUAUCGAUGCCUACUUCGCUGCCUGCGUCAACAAGGAUGCGCGUGAGAAAAAGGCCAUACACUGCAAUUGCUUCGAGUGCGGCAGCUAUGGCAUCCAGUUGUACGCCUGCCUGCAUUGCAUCUACUUUGGCUGCCGGGGUGCUCACAUUACCAGCCAUCUGAGAGCCAAGAAACACAAUAUUGCAUUGGAGCUGUCGCAUGGCACGCUUUACUGUUAUGCGUGUCGUGAUUUUAUAUACGAUGCACGCAGUCGUGACUACGCCAUAAUCAAUCGCAAGCUGGAAGCGAAGGAUCUGCAAAAGAGCCUCGGCUGGCAGCCAUGGAUACCGACACCCAAGGAGACGAAUCUUCUGCUGGCCAAUGCCCGUCGGCGUCUGGUGCGACCAAAUCAAACGAUUGGGUUGCGAGGCUUGCUCAAUCUGGGUGCAACCUGCUUCAUGAACUGUAUUGUCCAGGCACUGGUGCACACGCCGCUGUUGAGCGACUAUUUCAUGUCUGAUCGCCACGACUGUGGCAGUAAAUCCACACACAAGUGUUUGGUAUGCGAGGUGUCGCGUCUUUUCCAGGAGUUCUAUUCGGGCUCACGUUCCCCCUUGUCGCUGCAUCGCUUGCUGCAUUUAAUUUGGAACCAUGCGAAACACUUGGCCGGCUAUGAGCAGCAGGAUGCGCAUGAGUUUUUCAUAGCCACGCUCGAUGUGCUGCAUCGACAUUGUGUGAAGGCCAAGUCGGAGCAUGAGAGCAAGAGCAACAGCUCGAGCGCAACGGGCGGCAAUUCCAGCUCAAGUGCCAAUGCAACAGCCACGCAUUGCUAUGGCCAGUGCAACUGCAUCAUCGAUCAAAUAUUUACGGGUAUGCUGCAGAGCGAUGUCGUCUGCCAGGCAUGCAACGGCGUUUCGACCACAUUCGAUCCCUUCUGGGACAUCUCACUGGAUCUCGGCGAGACGACAACGCAUGGCGGCGUCACGCCGAAAACGCUGAUCGAUUGCCUGGAGCGUUAUACGCGGGCCGAGCACCUCGGCUCGGCGGCCAAAAUCAAAUGCUCCACCUGCAAGUCGUAUCAGGAGUCCACCAAACAAUUUAGCCUGCGCACUUUGCCCAGCGUCGUGUCGUUCCAUCUGAAGCGCUUCGAGCAUUCAGCGUUGAUCGAUCGCAAAAUCUCGUCGUUCAUUCAGUUUCCCGUCGAAUUCGAUAUGACGCCCUUUAUGUCCGAAAAGAACAAUGCCUAUGGCGACUUUCGGUUCUCGCUGUAUGCCGUUGUCAAUCAUGUGGGCACCAUCGAUACCGGCCACUACACGGCCUACGUGCGACAUCAGAAGGAUACGUGGGUCAAGUGCGAUGAUCAUGUGAUAACAAUGGCAUCGCUCAAGCAGGUGCUCGACAGCGAGGGUUAUUUAUUAUUCUAUCAUAAGAAUGUUUUGGAGUAUGAGUGAGCCAUGGACAAGGACACAAAUUCAGCGCAUCCAUAGAGACUGUUUCCCCCCUCACAAAUCACUCACUCACACACACACACAAAGGCACUCUGGGUGCCAGUGCAUGUAGCAUACACACAUACAACUACGACUACAACUACAAAUACAAAUACAAAAUGCAGACAAGAACGCGGCAGCGCUUAAACAACAAAUCUUAAUCUUAAUUAAUGAAAAAUACAUAUUGUUCUAAGUAUUUCCAGCACAUAAUGCUAAAAACUAAACGAAUGCUAAACUACAAAUUGCUUAUGUAUGUAAAACAAUGGAAACAAAAAAAAAAGAAAAAAGAAAACAAACAAAAAAUUAAUGCAUAGCAACCAAAAUGCGACGCAAGAAAGAAACAAAACGAAAUAUCACAAUUUUUGCUCUUAGUCACGAAAUUUCCAACAAUU
Molecule: messenger RNA, 2621 nt
Organism: Drosophila hydei
Lineage: Eukaryota; Metazoa; Arthropoda; Insecta; Diptera; Drosophilidae
Gene: not
Product: ubiquitin carboxyl-terminal hydrolase nonstop
Exons: 5
Biological process (GO): protein deubiquitination
Molecular function (GO): cysteine-type deubiquitinase activity; zinc ion binding
Source: RefSeq, a predicted model, not a curated record